Fundulus heteroclitus (mummichog) is the source of this 1321-nucleotide messenger RNA. It is a transcript of the gene stn1, whose product is annotated as STN1 subunit of CST complex. Gene Ontology annotation, molecular function: single-stranded telomeric DNA binding. The coding region runs from base 215 to 1306 and encodes 363 amino acids. Gene Ontology annotation, cellular component: DNA replication factor A complex; site of double-strand break; chromosome, telomeric region. Lineage: Eukaryota; Metazoa; Chordata; Actinopteri; Cyprinodontiformes; Fundulidae. The record is from RefSeq and is a predicted model, not a curated record. The transcript is spliced from 9 exons. Gene Ontology annotation, biological process: double-strand break repair via homologous recombination; nucleotide-excision repair; telomere capping.
UGAAAUGAGCCAUCAGAACAAGUUGAACGUAGACUUUAGACAUGAUAUCCUUAUUUCCGAGGGGAAUGUGCCACUCGCAACAUGGCGGACUCGCACCGUUCCAACGGGGCAACUACACACGUGACUCUCCAUGGGGGCUAGCUUGCCACACCAGAGACAAUAGCAACAGAAACCAGAAAACGAGCAUUUACGCCUGGUUUUGUGUCGUGAUGAAAUGCAGGCCGCCGUGAUGGAUCCAGGCGAGGAGCCCCCCUCCAUGUUGUGGGGACUGGACCCGAUCUUCUCCGCCUUUGCUCGGCUGUUUGUCAGUGACAUCCUGCAGAUGACAGAGUCCACACAGGUUCCAGGCAUUUAUUUCUACAACUGGCAUCCGAUCUAUAAAGUGGACGUUCUUGGAACUGUGGUUUACAAGAGGGAGAGAGACGACUUCUUCUGUUAUGGAGUGGAUGAUGGCACCGGCGUUAUAAACUGUCUUUGUUGGAAAAGCAAUCUGCUGAAAGAGGAAGAGGAUCCAAGGACAUCCGGGGCGGCACACAGUGAUGCGGCUCUCGGCGGGUUUAAUCCGGUCGCUGAGCUCAAAAAGCUCCGGCAGAACCAGCAGAAGCGCUGCCGGCUGGAGAUCGGAGAGCUGCUUCGGGUUCGAGGACGAGUGAAGACGUCGAGGCAGCAGAGAGAAAUCAUGGCUUCCACCUUCUAUAAGGUGGACGACCCGAUGAUGGCGGUCCAGAUAGCCUGGAUGAUGGAGGUUCCUCAGCUCUACAGGCAGUUCUACGACAAGCGCUUCCAGCUCGACGCAGCAGGCAGCUCAGCAGAAAGUUCCCUUUGCAAGGCAACGAACCUCAUUAAGGACUUCCUGAAGCAGAGGUUGGUGACUAAGUUCAGACCUUACGACGUCCAGGAUCUCCUGCAGCCUCUGAUCGCCGCCCGGCUCCAAACAACGGCCACAGAGCAGGAGCCCGUCGCUGGUCCGUCUGGACGGCAGCAGCUCAGCCACCUUCUGAAGGAGGUCCUGCAGGUCCUGCAGAACGACGGCGUGGUGUACCGUAAGGUGAAGUCCCAGGAUGAAGUGUAUCACGUGACGCUACAAGACAAAGAUCUGUUCAUAGCCGUCAAAGAUGUCAUCAGGGAGGAUUCAAGGAGGGAAAAGUACGCAGAGAGCGGCUGCCACGUCCUGCACAUCCUGUCGGCGGUCAGGCAGCGCUACAGCCUCAACCUGACCAAAGCGGCUCUGGAGCUCGUCCUCAAGACGCUGGAGUGCGACAGCGACAUCGUCAGCACCAGCGACAGCCACUAUGUGGCGCUCUAGCCGCCGCAGCCAGGG